This is a messenger RNA of Cryptotermes secundus, 6676 nucleotides long. Its product is annotated as limbic system-associated membrane protein. The record is from RefSeq and is a predicted model, not a curated record. Gene Ontology annotation, cellular component: neuronal cell body; plasma membrane; axon. The coding region runs from base 134 to 1489 and encodes 451 amino acids. Lineage: Eukaryota; Metazoa; Arthropoda; Insecta; Blattodea; Kalotermitidae. Gene Ontology annotation, molecular function: protein binding; axon guidance receptor activity. The transcript is spliced from 11 exons. Gene Ontology annotation, biological process: synapse organization; homophilic cell-cell adhesion.
UGAUGGGGCUGCCCAGGUCGGUCCCGACCCUACUGCCACACAGCCGUAUUUCUCCACAGUGGGCCAGUCAUAUCGAGUGAAAACGCAUGACACUGUUGUACUUCCCUGCGAGGUUAUCAACCCUGGUCAGUACAUGCUGGUCUGGAAGAAGGGCAUCGCCGUGCUGGCUGCUGGACCCACCAAGGUGACGCCUGACAACAGAAUUCGCUUGGUGGACGGCUACAAUCUGGAGAUCAGCAAUGUGCAGACACAGGACGCCGGAGACUACGCCUGUCAAAUUGCAACUUUGCAACCCAUAGAGAUCAUCCACACGGUCGAAAUUCUCGUACCGCCCCGAAUCGACUUCGUAUCAUCUGAUGGAACACGCAGAGGCGCAAUGGAGGUAAAAAAGGGAUCAGCCGUCACUUUGGAAUGCCGAGCAUCUGGCAACCCUGUUCCUACAAUCACGUGGACAAGAAGGAACAAUCUGCUGCCAUCUGGUGAGAAGACCGUGAAAGGCACCAGUAUUACAAUUGAGCAGGCAAAUAGGCACCAGGCCGGAGUGUAUCAGUGCACCGCCUCCAAUGGGGUGGGGGAGCCAGUCACCCAGAACAUCACCCUCAAUAUCCUCUAUGCGCCUGAGAUCGAAGUGGAGAGAGGCUGGGUCCACUCUGGAGAGGGCAAUGAAGCACAGCUUGCCUGCAUCGUCCACGCUGAACCACCUGCCGAAGUUCUGUGGUACCGGGACACCAUGCGACUGGACACCACGGAGAGGCGCAUCAUGGAGUCUCGAGGCAGCCGGCACACGCUUAUCAUUCGCAAAGUACAGGCUUCAGACUUCUCCAACUACACGUGCAUGGCGGAUAACCAGAUCGGAAAGACCCGUCAGAGACUGGAACUGUCAGGGCGGCCCAAUCCUGCCAUCUUCGUGAGUGACCCGCGGGGGAAGUACAGAGACAUGUACAACAUCAGCUGGAAUGUGAACAGUUACACCCCCAUUGAGGAGUUCAAGCUUUCCUUCCGUAAGCUGCCAGUUAGUUCACCCCAAGCGCUACCGGGCCAUCAACAGCCACCGUCCCCUCAGCAGCAACUGCAGCCACCACCGAACAACCGACGACAGUCAAGAAGGGACAAUGACACAUACUCCUUCACGAUCUACGGGCAUCCCGGAAUCAGGAGUGAUUGGAACGACGUCAUUCUCUCGCCCAUCCCGAGCGGGAAGCCCACUCAGAAGAUGACGUACUUGAUUCGUGGUCUGGAACCGUCUUCACAAUACGAAGCGAGAGUGGAGGCAAAGAACCGCUUCGGUUGGAGCAGAUCAUCAGAUAGCUUCACAUUCUCCACUACAGGCAUAGAGAACUCCCUGUAUGAGCCCUCACCCGAACCCGAAGUUUUGGCAGAGCCCGAAGUGCGUGAUUUAGGCAUGACGGCUUAUAACAGCAUGGCGUCGUCGAUAUGUACUGUGGUGCCACUAUUGUUCACGGCUCUGGUAGCAGUCACGUGGUCCUAGACGCUAAGAAUCCUUCAGUGUUUUCAGUGAUGGAAGUGAAAGAGACCAUUUUAAAUUAAGGAGAUGACUGACAUUUAAGUGGAGAGAGAGAGAGAGAGAGAAGGAAGGAAACAGCAAGCUGAAGGUAGAGAACGAUGACUGUGUUAGUAGGUAUUUGUGCAUACGUAUGAUCAUCGUGCCAUAAACUGUGUUCUCAUCUUGAAAACCUCAAGUAUUUUUAAAUACAUAAAGAGUUUCGUAUUAAGUAGAAAAUCAUUAACAGAAAAACCUUCCUUAUGUGGAUAGUGGUAAUUUGACAAUCUCUUCUGUAAAUGUGAUGUCACGAUUGCAGGGAUGAGAUAAUUUUUAAAUUCCGUGUUUUUUAAUAGUACAUGGGAUGUGAUUCUAAAUAGAGAUAUGUGGCAUUUGAAUGAAUUAAUGAAGUGUCAUGAACUAUCUGGAUGAACACAUGUAUCUGUGAUUGGUUUUCUCCUUUCUUUCACAAAAAAUCUGGGAGAGAUUUCUACAGCCAUUUGUAUGUUUGUGUGAAAAUGUAGUUUCUGAUGAUAUUAUGUGAAUUUGUUAUUAGUUCUUUGAACAGUUACAAGAAAUCUAAUGCAAAAAAGAGUGAGCGCUGUGAAGAAAGCAUUGUCAGCAAGGUAAAUGGAUAAAUGCACUUUUGUUUGUAAAGUAUCCCUUCAACUGGGGCCAAGCAGAAACAUGAAAUGAAUGUAUUCAGUUUACUUAUUUCAUAAAAAUAAGUACCUUAGGUCAUGUAUCACGUAUGUGUCAUUUUCCCUAAAUCAUGAAUGUAAAGUAAGCCAAGAGAAUAUUUUCGACAGAGAUUAUAGAGUGUAUGCAAUGAGCCCCUGAACACUGACGCUAAUUAUUAAAGUUCUUAAGCAGUUUCUAAGCGAUUUGGCCACUUGUUGCAGGUACAUAAAUCGGAAGUUGAAUUCAGAGCUUUCACAUAACUUUACAAUAGGUUACCACUCUCUUGCUUGCUCGAUGUUUUGAUUGUUUACCGACAGCACUCUCAUUUGAGCCAGUAUUCUGAGUUAUAUAUAUUACUAUUAACAGCCGGAUGCUCAGUCAGUAUAGAGGGCAAUGGCUAGACGACCAUAGAAUCAAGGUUUGAUUUGGGGUAUGGUUUGAGACUUCCAGCCUAUAUCUAGUGGGUGUACGGUUUCUUCUACAGAGAUUGACGCUAACCACAGGCUUCCACCAAAUGCUUAAGGUUAAGGAAGACUGCAUAUACUGAAGAAAAAGUCAAGGUUCAUAGUGGGCUGUAAUACAUAUACUUUACCUUCCCUUUCAUUUUGAGUGUCAUGAAUAGGAAAGGAUAAAAUGAGUUACUGAUUCAAUGUUUGACUUUCUGAACAUAAUCCGUCAUCCCGUUUUAUUUCACUAUGUGAUAUUAGUUUUAAUGAACUUAUUAUCGAAAUGUUUAGAUUGUGUUUUUCUUGUAUGCAUAGCUACUAGUGUCUCUUUUUGGUGUCAUAUUUUGAACUUGCAUACCAGCAGAUGCUUGUAGUAACGCUGAUGAAACUAACAGAUUAUUUUCUUUUGUUUGAAACAUUUUUGUAUUUCUACAACAGAUCACAAUUCACUGACAUGUUAGAUAACUUUGUUUAAUUUCUAUACCGGUAUGUAAUGUUUGUGCUAGGUCUGUAAAUAUAAGAAGACACAAAGUCUGUAAGAAGUUUCAUACUGAAGGCUUUCGAAGUACAUGGUCACUCUAUCAUAAAGUUCUUUUUAUAUAACUUAUGUGUACAGUACCCAGUUAAAUUUUAUAUGUUUUAAUAUUUAACAGUUUGACAGGAGAUCGUUUGAAGAAACUGACUGAAGGGAUACUUCAUUCUUUCAUUUGUAACUUGUUGCCGAACAAUCACUCUUUGGAAACAUUUUGCUCUCCAGCACAAUGAUAAUUUUAAUUGACCUGUGCAUACGUCAGGACGUCAACAUGAAGAAAAACUCCUCCAGCAAAGUGUGUCAUAUCUAGCCGGAGUUAAUGGAAUAGUACAAUCAACGUUUCGGAAUAUGGAGUUGAAUUUUCAAUACUGUCCCUAAAGCUUCACUAGCACAAUAAUGUGUUUGACUGUGCCAUUAAUUUGCAGAAAUUAUCUGAUAUCAUGUAAAAGAAACGAGAAACUCUGUAACAACUCGUUAGUGUCAUUCGUGAAUGUAAGAUUUUUCCGCAAAUGUGAAUAUAUUUUUUUGGGCAUAGCUUGUAAUGAAUGUUUCAAUACAAUUUCUGGAUUAUGAUAUCAACAUCAAGCGACGAAUAAUAAUAUUUUAAAAUGACGAGAUAUCUGUGGAUGUUCUAAUGCGAUAAUACAUUGGAAUCAUCCUCUGAAGAUGAUGUGCGCAUUUUGAAAUAUCUGACUGUGAACAAAUAUAACGCAGUGAUAGCGUAUUAUGCUCGCCGGAGUGGUUGCCCUAGGUUUUAUGUGAUCAGAACUAGAAGUUACCAAACAUCAUUUGAGAAUGUAUUGGUUUCAAUUAUGAUUCGGAAUCUCAUCACAUUCUUAACAAAAUAUACGUACGUUUAUGUAACACAUGAAUGUUGCUAAAUAAGGAUGUGUUCUUAUUUUUGUCUUCAUCGUUUCUAUUACCAGAAUCUGAUUUCUUUACCAGUUGACUGAAAGUAUAAAGCAAAACAGAAUGACCCCAAAAUGAAACCAGAAAUCUUUCAGUAUUGGCCUGGUGAUUAUCAUAAAUCAUUGUUAAAUACUUCCCUUGUCAGUUGUGAACAACUAUAGCUUUUUAUGAUACUUGUAUAGUGGUAAUACCCCUUGUUUUUCUGCACUGCAUUAAUAGACACACUCCCGCUAUUAAAUAUUUAAUUUCCCAUAAUAUCUGGCGCGAAAACGAAAAUGUAAAUCCUAUAAUCGAAGAUCCUUUCACAUUGUUUUGAUGCUACUGAUUAUCCCACAUCGAAGAUUACUGUCUCCUUGAAUGUGACUUUGUAUAAUUUAUAGUUAUGUAGCAACAUUCCGUAGGACCGUUCUGCCUUCAUCUGCAGGAAGAUUGGGGCAGGCGAUCCUCCGAAACUUUGGUACCUGCAUGCCACCCUACAAGGCAUCUUGUCGCAAAAGAUUGAAAUCAUCAUAUUUAUUUCCGUGACAACAGCAAACCUCACAUAUCCCACGCUUCUUUAUGCUCAUAAACCAGAGUUCGAUCUGAUUAGGUUCCUUGUAACAAACUGUGUUACUCAUACAGGCAAAUACAUGUCUCUUUACAUACCUUUGCAGAGGUCACCAGAAAGAAGUUUACGGGGAAGUUUCAUCAAUCUGAGUAUCUAAGUUUAAGUUUAGUUAUCAGAACCAUUCAACAGAUUUCGAUUAUAUUAGUAGUAGGAAUUCACAACAAAAUUUCCUUAGCAAAUUUAGUUUUGACUUACACAGAUACAGUAUUGCCUGAUGUUCGGUUUGUAGCUCCAAUCGAGCUGUUCUUUUUUUCGCAAUUGGCGUAUCGUACAAGGAUUUGUUACAAGAUAUAAAUUAUGUAUCUCCAUAAUAUGUUGAUUUAUAGCUAAACUUUGCAUUUUUAAUUAAUAACAACAAAAUCGUCGUGUUAAUAAACCACAGAUUUAUAUCUGAGUUUGUUUUUUUACAUUCUGUUAAUGUUUAAUAAAUGAAGUGGCUAUUAUGCAAGCAAGAUAUGAGUAACUCGCUUUUAGCUCUACAUUUUUCACAUACACUGCUAAGUAUUCUAUAUGUACAUUUAAUAAAAAGAAAUACCAUAUAGCUAAUGUAAACUAGACUUUGUAGAACUGUGAAUUCGAUUUUUUUUUUUGUUAUUUGUACCCAAAUAUGAAGAUGUUGUGACUGUUGUAAUGUGUCUACCUGACGCUCCUCGUGUUACCAUGACAACCAGUGAACAUUAAGGCACGAAAUGUAUAGUGGCUUCGACAAGUGGUGGCAAUGAUUAUAUACCACAUGUAUAACAAAACUGCAUUUUUGUCAAUAGUUAACAUAUUGAAGCAGAUAAUGAAAAGUUGACAAAAUAUAAUGGAACAUAAUAUCUUUCCCAUAGAAAUAUGUGAAUGCUAGACAAGUUGUUUUAACAAAUCAAGAGUGAAGUGUUGUUAUCUCAGCUGUAAAAUAAUGACCUUUUCCAGUCUGAAGCAUCAGUAAUUUGUAGCAAUACAUACAUGUUGACACCUUUGAGCAGUUAAGUGAAGCCCUACUGCCCACACCAAAGCUUUUUGAUGUUACCAAUUUCCUGGUUGAUGAAGAAAUUCAUGACGGUCCUUUCGUGCUAACAUGAGCCACCAAGCAAUCUGCAUUUGUAUGAAUGAUGACUGCGUCUGACACUUUUAAUCUUCAAAUAAUUUACCAGCUACAUUGAAGUUAUUUUUAUAAUCCAUAUGUGAACAUCUUGCUAUAUGUGAUCAUGUAUUGUGUAUGGCUGUAAAUUAUACCUUCUAAUAUAUAUAUUUCGCAUCAGCAUAUUUACAGGUGUGGCUGAUAGUGAAUUGUAAAUGUAAUUUUAUCCAGCACUCAUUUAAAUCACUUGCAUAAUAUUUGAUUUCAUCUAAACAAUCGAACUUCACAACGUUACUACUAAAAAUCAUCUUAAAUUUUCAACAUAGACAAGCUGCAUUUUUUAAAAGUAAAAGUAUUUGUCUUUCCAUCCAGCCAUGUCUCACAGCCAUAAAUGUAGUUUAAGUUCUGGAAUGGUCAGAUAUACCAUCGCUGUCAAAGUAUGCUAGUGGUUUAAGUGCGGUUUUUGUGAUUCAAGUAAAUUUUUAUUCACACUGAGUGACGUCUGCAGUCAUCAAUACAUAAUACCAGUAAUAAUAUUCUUUUGUUCUAUAAGUGUAAUUUUAUAAGGAGACUCUUUGUCAAAUUAAAUAUUGUUUUAAAUUGUGUGUAUAUGUGCAAUGAAAUAUAUAAUUUGAACAUAUAAUUAUAAACAUUUAUAUGUUAAUUAGCGAAGUCACAUUAGACAUAGAUACCUUCACUUCAUGAAUAUUUAAUAUAAUAGAACUAGUAUUUCUAAAGCUAUUUUUAUAUGACUUAAAUUUAUUUGAACAUUGAAGUGUCGGAUAUUUGAGUACAGUUAAAUCCUGAUUGAUAUAUGUGCUUCUAAUGUGUGCUCUUACCACCUUGCAUCUGUAUACUAAAUGUGCAGUCAACUUCAGAACUUUUAAAUGGAAUUGAGAAGCCAUGUGAAUAUAAAUAUGUUUAUAUUGUAUUUAAU